GCCGCGCCGGCCUCGGGCGCCGAUAGGCGGAGGGGCGAGGCGGGGGCGGGGCCUGCUCAGCCUCUUCCCCGGCGCAGUCUCUCCAACGUCAGCUGUGCGCCGGUCUCCCCCCCCCUUGUUAUUUUCCCGAGGGCGGGGGGAACCAAGAUGGCGGAGCUGGGCAAGAAGUACUGCGUGUAUUGCCUGGCCGAAGUCAGCUCGCUGCGCUUCCGCUGCACCGAGUGCGCCGACAUCGAGCUGUGCCCCGAGUGCUUCUCGGCGGGCGCGGAGAUCGGGCCUCACCGGCGCUGGCACGGCUACCAGCUGGUGGACGGCGGGCGCUUCACGCUCUGGGGCGCCGAGGCCGAGGGCGGCUGGAGCAGCCGCGAAGAGCAGCUCCUGCUGGACGCCAUCGAGCAGUUCGGCUUCGGCAACUGGGAAGAUAUGGCUGCUCAUGUUGGAGCAUCACGAACGCCUCAGGAAGUGAUGGAACACUAUGUAAGCAUGUAUAUACAUGGUAACCUUGGGAAAGCCUGCAUCCCUGAUGUUAUUCCCAACAGAGUGACUGAUCACACCUGCCCAACCGGUGGCCCACUUUCACCUAGCCUGACCAUGCCUCUGCCACCUCUAGAUAUAUCAGUGGCUGAACAGCAGCAGCUGGGAUAUAUGCCACUUCGAGAUGAUUAUGAGAUUGAAUAUGACCAAGAUGCAGAGACUCUAAUCAGUGGCCUUUCAGUAAACUAUGAUGAUGAUGAUGUCGAAAUAGAAUUAAAAAGAGCUCAUGUGGACAUGUAUGUAAGAAAACUGAAGGAGAGACAGAGACGAAAGAACAUUGCCCGUGACUACAACUUGGUCCCUGCUUUCUUAGGCAAAGACAGAAGAGAUAAAGAAAAACCUUCAAAACGCAAAAUCACAAAAGAAGAAAAAGAGCUGCGGUUAAAAUUAAGGUCUCUUUAUCAGUUUAUGUCUUGCAAGGAGUUUGAUGAUUUCUUUGAAAACUUGCACAAAGAGAAAGUACUUCGAACCAAGAUUAGGGAACUACAACGAUAUCGGCGGAAUGGUAUAACAAAAAUGGAAGAAUCUGCAGAAUAUGAAGCAGCUAGACACAAACGAGAGAAAAGGAAGGAAAAUAAAAAUAUUGGUACUUCAAAGAGGGGGAAAGAAGAUGGGAAAGAUGGGGAAUUUGCAGCAAUUGAAAACUUACCUGGCUUUGAACUGUUAUCUGACCGAGAGAAAGUGCUUUGUAGCUCUAUUAAUCUGAGUCCAGCACGUUACGUGACUGUUAAAACUAUUAUCAUUAAAGAUCAUCUCCAAAAAAGGCAGGGCAUUCCAUCAAAAAGUCGCCUUCCUAGUUACCUGGAUAAGGUACUAAAGAAAAGGAUUUUGAACUUCUUAACUGAAAGUGGUUGGAUAUCCAGGGAUGCCUCUUGAAUCUUGUUCUUUCUCCCUUGAAAUAGUAUGAACUAAUAGUCACUUCACUUGCUUAUCCUUUUCUUAAAACCUAGGAUUCUCUUGUAAAAGCUUAAAAUCCUAAACUGAACUGGAUUCUUCUGUAUUGAAUCAUGCAAAUGCUAGAUUGAACUUUGCAACCCAGACAGCUUUCUUGAGAGGAGGAAAUUGCUUUUAAAAUAAUUGUGGGAUAUGUGACACACUUAUCUUUGACUAGUAUAGCAAAUGUGGCAGUAGUUACUGUGAUCCACCUCUGCUGUAGAAGCUGUGUGGAGAGGGGGAGACCUUCAGCUUCUUACGGACAUAGUGCAGAGUGAGGCUGCAGUCCUCUGUAUACUUACUUGGGGAGUAAAUCUGACUGAAUUCAGAGGAACUUGCUGUUGAGUAAACUUGAAUAGGAUUGGGGUGCAUGUGUCUUUUUACUAAAUCCUGGGUACUAAACUUCAAAAGCACAGAGAAAUUAAGAUUUUUAGUGAAGAUCCUUAGCUAUAAGCUAUUGUUCAUUGCCAAAACAAUAUAUUUUGCUGCAACAGUAGAAGAGCAUAAUGAACGCAAUUCAAGAGGGCAUUAAAGGGUAUCUGCUCACUUGCUUGAGUGUACGCAUGGCAAUUUUAAGAGUAGACUGGCUCCACCAGCUAGCUGAAUAUAAACCCAUGACUUGUCUUUGGCAAGUAACUGGCAUUGUGGUUCUGAAUGUAGUGGUUGGCCAGCAGCUCUACAUGACACUAUUUCUGUGACUAAAGGCACAGAGUGAAGAAUCUUUGCAUGCACAAAGGUUUUCUCUGGAUUCAUGUAGAAAUCUCAUACACACACACCCGUUACAUGGGGGUAGGCACUACCUGGCUCAGUAGAAUCCACUGUCACAAUUUGUGCUUACGGGAAGUUUGCACCACUUGAAACUAUGACAGGUGGGUGGGAUCUUAACAGGUUCCUUGGUUUUUCAGACUUGGGCAAGAAGCAAAAAUAUUGAGGCUUUCUAAGCUGCUGCCUGGAUUACAAAUUAUGCAGGCAGGCCUGAUUUAGGCCAAAUUGCCUCUUAAUGCAGCAGGUAGCAUAGUUAUCAAAAGAGUAAGCUUGAAAAGGGUCGUGUCAAAUGCAAAUGCUCAUUUAUCAGCUGUUGGGACAAAGUAUAACUUUGCUGUUACCACAAUCCAGUCUGGGAUAGCUCAGUCUGGAGAGCAUGCAAUUCUUCAUUUGCCUCAUGUUGGGCAAAAGAUUCCUGCACUGCAGGGGGUUAAACUAGAUGACCUUCAUGGUCUCUCUCAGUUCUCCAAUUCUAGGGCAGUUGACUGUGUGCCCAGGGGCCUUGUCCUUUAUACAAACUUAUGAAGUGGGGCUGCGGCUAAAGAACAGCUUCCUGUAUGGUGUAUAUGGAAAAAGUUUUUUUAAAAGCACUUCUGCAAGCUCUCCUGUCCACAUCAAAGGCUUCAUUGGCUUGUGGUGAUAAUGCCCAGGGCUAAAGGGAUGCUUCUGGCCUGCUAAACCAUAUCUGGGCCUUGAAAACACUGAUCUUCAUGUGCAGCUCUACCAUAAGUAGGUUUCACCACCAGCUUCCUUGAUGACUGGGGUUUACUAACAGUUACAGAAUCUUAACUAUUCAGGAUUACAGAUUAUUCCUCAAACUCCUGUGAAUUCAGAGUUGAUAUACACCUUACACAAAAUUCUGAAUUCUCCCACUUUAUAAACCACACCAGCUGGUAGAUUCAAUUUUAAAUGUGUCACCUCCCCCUAGUGCAAUGAAUAACACAUCAGAGGGAGGCACAGCACAAACCUGUCACUGAUAUGUGGCUCCUUACACAUCCAGUGGUCAGAAGUGUUCAGAAAGGACAUGCCAUUUGCCAUCUCACUCUACUGCACCUCUAGAUCCAUUUCUCUGCUGUUGCAUGUGCUGGUGUUUAAUCCCUACUCUUUUUCAGCUGUAUACAUGUGUAGCUCGGCAGCUCUUGCACAUUCCACUUUCUGGCCACUAAUGGACUAGAAAUAGCACAAAGGUCCCUGAGGAAACAAUAGUGUUCUUCUUCAGUUUGUGUUCUCUUCUGAUUGACAAAGCAAAGAUUUUCUCUCAUUUUAUAUGUGACUUUAAUUAUGAUACUUUGUUUUUGACAAUAAGUCUACUCUGGUCAGAAACUAUGCAGUGUUUUAUGGUCAAUGCACUGUUCCAUCCAGGUCAGUCCAAAAGGACUGAAGCACAACUAACCCUAAGUAAUGACAGACAUGUUUUGUUAUUCCUGCCCUUCAAAAAACUGGUAAACUUUGUUAACAUGAGUACCACUAUCUAAAUGUAUUUAGCUCUAGUGCCAUAACUGUAGUUUCCUGAAUGUUAAUCAAUACAUCUGCUAAACAAGGUUGAUGUAAGCCUUAUAUUUCAUUGGCAGCCCUUUUAAUGUUGCUUAAGAGGAGCAACUGGUGCUAAAUAUAACUUAUUUGAUAAUCUGAACAAUUUUUAAAUGUGUUAAUAUUUAUUACACUUCUGCAAAGGUCUUUACAGUGUGGCAUUUUCACAUUCAUGCAAAGCCUCUAAGCAAAACUAUAGUGAAUAAAUACUUUAAUAUAA
Podarcis raffonei (Aeolian wall lizard) is the source of this 3982-nucleotide messenger RNA. It is a transcript of the gene TADA2B, whose product is annotated as transcriptional adaptor 2B. The coding region runs from base 148 to 1410 and encodes 420 amino acids. NCBI's taxonomy places the organism in Eukaryota, Metazoa, Chordata, Lepidosauria, Squamata, Lacertidae. Gene Ontology annotation, cellular component: nucleus; SAGA-type complex. Gene Ontology annotation, biological process: regulation of transcription by RNA polymerase II; chromatin remodeling. Gene Ontology annotation, molecular function: transcription coactivator activity; chromatin binding; zinc ion binding. The transcript has 2 exons. The record is from RefSeq and is a predicted model, not a curated record.